Lizanozyma spartinae is the source of this 1683-nucleotide messenger RNA. RefSeq names its product RNA-binding signal recognition particle subunit (gene SRP54). Gene Ontology annotation, biological process: SRP-dependent cotranslational protein targeting to membrane, translocation; SRP-dependent cotranslational protein targeting to membrane. Gene Ontology annotation, cellular component: signal recognition particle, endoplasmic reticulum targeting; cytosol. The record is from RefSeq and is a predicted model, not a curated record. The transcript has a single exon. Gene Ontology annotation, molecular function: ATP hydrolysis activity; GTPase activity; 7S RNA binding. Lineage: Eukaryota; Fungi; Ascomycota; Pichiomycetes; Serinales; Debaryomycetaceae. Bases 1 to 1683 code for a protein of 560 amino acids.
AUGGUGUUAGCAGAUCUUGGUACUCGUUUGAGAGAUGCGUUAUCCUCAGUGGAGUCUGGCUCUGACCAGGAGAUCCAGUCGAUGAUCAAGGACAUUGUAACCGCCUUGUUGGAAUCAGAUGUUAACAUCAAGUUGGUGGCACGUUUAAGAGACAACAUUAAGAAUCAGAUUAAGGAUUCAGAUGAUAAGAACCCCAGUCACAUCCGUAAGCGGUUACAGAAGAUUGUUUUCGACGAGUUAUGUGAGUUGGUAGACUCACAUCAAGAGCCUCCCCAGCCUAAGAAGUUGAAGAAUAUAAAGCAAAAGGGCCCAGCAAAGCUCAAUUCUUCCGGUAAAAAGAUUACUCCGAAGUCCAACUCGUACGUUAUAAUGUUUGUUGGUUUACAAGGUGCUGGUAAGACAACGUCGUGUACCAAGUUGGCCAACUACUAUAAGAAGAGAGGAUUCACUGUUGGUUUGGUCUGUGCCGAUACGUUCAGAGCUGGUGCCUAUGAUCAGUUGAAACAGAAUGCCAUAAAGGCGCAGAUCCCUUUUUAUGGCUCUUAUUCUGAACAAGAUCCUGUGUGGAUCGCCAGGGAAGGUGUUGAAAGAUUCAAGAAAGAACAGUUUGACAUAAUCAUUGUUGAUACUUCAGGUAGACAUAAACAAGAACAAUCGUUGUUUGAUGAAAUGGUUCAAAUUAGUGAGGCAGUCACUCCACUGCAAACGAUCAUGGUUAUGGACGGAUCUAUAGGUCAAGCAGCAGAGUCUCAAGCUUUGGCAUUCAAAGAAGCGUCCAAUUUCGGGUCUAUUAUCUUGACAAAAAUGGAUGGACACGCUCGUGGUGGUGGUGCUAUAUCUGCCGUUGCUGCCACUAAGACUCCUAUCAUUUUCAUUGGUACUGGUGAACAUAUUGGUGAUUUUGAAGUGUUCAAACCUGCCAGUUUCAUUCUGAAAUUGUUAGGAAUUGGUGAUAUACAAGGGUUAAUGGACCAUGUACGAGGAUUAAACUUACAGAAUGAUGAGAGUCAUAAAAAGUCAAUUGAAAACUUCAAAGAAGGGAAAUUCACUUUGAGAGACUUCCAAACUCAAAUGAACAACUUUUUAAAGAUGGGACCUUUAACUAAUAUUGCAUCGAUGAUUCCUGGUAUGUCUAAUUUCUUAAAUCAAGUUGGUGAAGAAGAAACUUCGUCCAAAAUAAAAAACAUGAUCUACAUUAUGGAUUCUAUGACUGGCAAAGAAUUGGAUUCUGACGGGACAAUCUUCAUCAAAGAACCACUGAGAAUCGUUAGAGUUGCCAGGGGUGCUGGAUGUUCUAGUGUUGAAGUUGAGAUGGUCUUGCAGCAACAAAGAAUGAUGAGCAGUAUGGCCUCCAAUGCCAAGCUGAUGCAAAAUAACCCCAUGGUGAACUCUCCACAAAUGCAACGAAUGAUGCAACAGGCACAACUGAACCCCAACUUUAUGGAACAAGCUAUGAGUAUGUUUGGAGGUGGAGCUGGAGGUGCUGCUGGAGCUGGAGGCACUGCUGGAAGUAACCCACUUUCUUCCAUGAUGAAUAAUCCACAAAUGAUGCAACAAGCACAGCAGAUGAUGAUGAACAACCCACAGAUGAUGCAACAAGCACAACAAAUGAUGCAAAACCCAGGCAUGAUGCAGAAGUUAAUGAGUCAAUUUGGUGGUGGUGCAGGUUUCCCAGGAAUGUAA